Spodoptera frugiperda (fall armyworm) is the source of this 1926-nucleotide messenger RNA. RefSeq lists its product as uncharacterized. NCBI's taxonomy places the organism in Eukaryota, Metazoa, Arthropoda, Insecta, Lepidoptera, Noctuidae. The coding region runs from base 187 to 1926 and encodes 579 amino acids. The transcript has a single exon. The record is from RefSeq and is a predicted model, not a curated record.
UACAAAAUUCUAGCUGCAUCACCUCCGGGUUACUCAGCAUCUGCUGAGUAUAUCUUUCUUCAAGUUUCUAUAAACGGAGUUAAGGCUCUCAUUGGAGUGGUCUACUGUCCUCCUGCAGUGGACUAUUUCUCUGAUCUCGAGUUGGUUCUGGAGUCCAUUGGAUCUGAGUAUGAGCAUCACGUCAUCAUGGGUGAUUUUAACACAAACCUUUUGCACACUACCCUCCGUUCCCGUAAACUUCGAAACAUCAUUGAGUCUGUGGGUCUCCAUGUCUUACCACUUCAAGCAACUCACAGCAGCACUGGAGGUGAGGAUACAUGGCUUGACUUGGCCCUAACCUCAAGUCCUACUCACGUCUCCUCUCAUGGCCAAUGUCCAGCCCCUUGCUUUUCCCGUCAUGACCUAAUUCAUUUGUCCUAUCGCCUUAAGCCUCCUAAACCUAUCCCUAGGGUGCUGCGCAUGCGUUGUUUUGCAAAAAUGGAUGUCGACAGACUGUGUAGGGAUGCCGCUGAGCUCGAGUGGGAGUCACAGGUAUCCGGUGCUUCCUCGGUCGAUGAUAAGGUGUCCGUCUUCAACAAACUGGUAAAAACCUUAUAUGAUAUCCAUGCUCCAGUCAAAUCAAUAAAAGUUAAACGUCCACCGGCUCCAUGGAUGUCGAAGGGUGUGCGUAUGGCCAUGAGGCGAAGAAAUCGAGCCUUCAGGAAAUAUAGGCGGGAUCGGUCGGAGGAUAAUUGGGUGCUGUGCAAGUCGGCUAGGAAUCGAUGUAAUCAGAUGAUACGUAAUGCUAAACGCCGACACAUUCUCGAAAAUAUCACUUCUAGCUCCGCGGCCGAUAUCUGGAAAUUCCUUGGAACUCUGGGUAUCGGUAAACAAGGCCAUGUGGAGCUGCCUAACACGAUUGGUCUGGACGAUAUCAAUCGUCAUUUCACCACCACUUCUAAUUUGGAUCGUCAGACCAUUCGUCAGACGGUAGACUUCAUCGCUGGCCUUCCGCGUAGGAAUACAGAUUCCUUUAGUUUUUCUCCGGUUGCCUCGGGCGAUAUCAAAAAGAUUAUCCUUUCAAUAAAAUCCAGAGCCGUUGGCUUUGACGACAUAGGUCGUAGUAUGAUUAUCCCGAUCCUUGAUUAUAUCCUUCCAUCGAUUACCCACAUUAUCAACUUUUCCUUGUUCUCAGGACAGUUCCCUUCCCUGUGGCGUAAUGCGUACGUCCGUCCUCUUCCGAAAAUCACAAAUCCCUCUCUCCCUUCACACUUCCGUCCUAUUUCAAUCCUUCCAUUCCUCUCUAAAGUGCUGGAAGCCUGUGCCCAUAAGCAGUUUUCAUGUUUUAUAGCCCGUCACAACCUCUUAAGCCCCUUGCAGUCUGGAUUCAGACCUGGGCACAGUACGGCUACAGCACUUCUCAAAGUGACUGGCGACAUUAGAGAGGGGAUAGGUGAGACCAAAGUUACUAUCAUGGUAUUGAUAGACUUCUCCAAUGCCUUUAAUGCCGUCAGUCACGACAUCCUUGAAUCCAUCCUGUCCCAUCUUAUGGUGUCGCCUGGGGCACUGGAUUGGUUCCGGUCUUAUCUUCGUGGGCGCCAGCAGGCUGUUCGCAACGAGGAGACGCUGUCGAAUUGGUGUGCGCUUGCCGCUGGGGUCCCACAAGGCGGUAUACUUUCACCAUUACUAUUUUCUAUUUUCAUAAACUUCAUCACUCAUAACCUUCAGUGUGCGUAUCAUCUCUACGCCGAUGACCUUCAGAUUUACACUCGAGCUCGGCCGGAAGAUCUGUCGAUAGCUAUUGACAACCUUAACAAGGAUUUGGAAGCAGUGAGCAGAUGGUCUGACCGGUUUGGUGUGGCAGUAAACCCCACGAAAUGCCAGGCUAUUAUAAUUGGUAGCUCACGUAUGAUGAGCAGGGUGGUAGUCGCACAUCUUCCCCCAUAA